AUGGCUCCAAAAAUAUCUUUCAAUCCGUACGAGGUGCUCGAAUUAGAGCGGGGAUGCUCUGAUAAAGAGUUGCAAAAAGCUUACAAGCAGCAAUGCUUACGAUGGCAUCCUGACAAAAAUUUAGGCAACAAAGAUGAAGCUCAAAAGAAGUUCAUUCUCGCUAAGGAGGCUUUCCAGUUCUUAUUCGACAAGACCAACAGGGAUGAAUACGAUCGAGAUUAUGAAAGGGCCAAAUACAGAGAGGCGAAUCAGAGAGCUCGCAUGGAGAAGGCUGAUAGUACUAGGAGGAAGCUAAUAGAUGAACUACACCAAAGAGAAAAGGCGUUUGCUGAAAAACGUCAUACCGAUGAGCAUCUCACACCUGCUCAGCUGCAUCACAAGCGAAGAGAAGAGGUAUUUAAUGUAAUUUCAAUAGAAAAUGUAAUUCUAAGACGCUGA
This is a messenger RNA of Cooperia oncophora, 438 nucleotides long. The record is from the annotation of a GenBank genome assembly. Lineage: Eukaryota; Metazoa; Nematoda; Chromadorea; Rhabditida; Trichostrongylidae.